UUAAGUACAGACUAGUACAGAAGAAAAGCCUCUCUUCUUCAUCACACUGACAGCUGGGACCACCACUGGGCCCACAUCCUGACAGCUCCGAGUACUACAAGUUCACACAGGGUCAGUCACACAGUUAACGCACUUGGCAGCAAGGUCAGGCGAGGCGAGCUUGCAAUGCCGGCGGCGAGGAGGAUGAGGCGCGCGGCGGCGGCGGCGGGGGUGGUGGAGAGAUUCGCCGGGAUGGGGUCGGCGCUCGCCGGCGUGAUGUUCGUGUGGAGCAUGCUGAGCCCGCUCCUGCCGCGGCAGCUGUUCGAGCACUUCGUCGGCCGCUUCCUCCGGCGGCACGCGCGGCGGCUCGCCGGGCUCGUGGACCCCUACCUCACCGUCACCAUCAGCGAGCACUGCGGCGAGAGGAUGAAGCUCGGGGACGUCUACGAGCAGGCCAAGGCGUACCUCAGCCACCGGUGCGCGCGCCGGGCGCGGUCGCUGCGCGCGGAGCGCGCCGCCCGCGACGGCGGCGGCGACAGGUUCCUGCUCACCAUGGGCGACGGCGAGGAGGUCUACGACGUGUUCCAGGGCGCCACCGUGUGGUGGAACUCCGUCUCCUCCGGCGGCGGGCGGCGCUACGAGUCUCCCUGGUUCGGCGGCGGCGGCGUCGUCUACGACGACGACCGCCGCGCGUACCGGCUCCUGUUCCACCGGCGCCACCGCGACCUCGUCGUCGACUCCUACCUCCCGCACGUCUGCCGCGAGGGCCGCGCCAUCAUGCUCCGCAACCGCCGCCGCAAGCUGUUCACCAACGCCGGCGGCGACCGGUACAGGAAGUCGGCGUGGAGCUACGUGGCGUUCGAGCACCCGUCGACGUUCGACACGCUCGCCAUGGACCCGGCCAAGAAGAAGGACAUCAUGGACGACCUCGACGCGUUCCGGGACGGGAAGGACUACUACGCCCGCAUCGGCAAGGCGUGGAAGCGCGGCUACCUCCUGCACGGCCCGCCCGGCACCGGCAAGUCCACCAUGAUCGCCGCCAUGGCCAACUACCUCGACUACGACAUCUACGACGUCGAGCUCACGUCCGUGGCCACCAACACCGACCUCCGCCGCCUCUUCAUCGAGACCAAGGGCAAGUCCAUCAUCGUCAUCGAGGACAUCGACUGCUCCGUCGACCUCACCGGCAAGCGCAAGAAGAGGUCUCCUCACGCCGCCGCCGCCGCCGCCGAGCCCGUCGACGCCGCCAAGGACGAGAGCGCGAGCAAGGUGACGCUCUCCGGCCUCCUCAACGUCAUCGACGGGCUCUGGUCGGCGUGCGGCGGCGAGCGCAUCGUCGUGUUCACCACCAACCACGUCGGCAAGCUGGACCCGGCGCUGAUCCGGCGAGGCCGCAUGGACAAGCACAUCGAGAUGUCAUACUGCUGCUUCGAGACGUUCAAGAUCCUGGCCAAGAACUACCUCGCCAUCGACGCCCACCACCUGUUCGACGACGUGCGAUCGCUCCUCCAGGACGCCAGGAUCAAGAUCACCCCGGCCGACGUCGCCGAGCACCUGAUGCGCAAGUGCGCCACAGCCGCCGCCGACGAGGCUGCCGCCUGCCUCGCCAGCUUGGUGAAGGCGCUGGAGAAGAAGGCCAAGGGGAAGGAGACAGUGGAGGAGGAGGAGACAGUGGUGGAUGAGUAGCUUAGCUUAACUGCAGAAUUAUCAGGUUAAUUAAUAACAAAUUUAGCUCUAUCAUCUGCAUCAAGAAAGUAGAAUUGUGUUCAGCUCUGCUGUUAGUUUGCUACCAACUUAGGAGAUGAUUAGUUGUUAAUCUUGUUAUGAUUACAAUGCAUCACAAGAUUAACAAUGAACUGAUGUUGUUGUCAACUCAAUUCGAAUGGAUUGGAAUAUUGGAUGAUCA
Molecule: messenger RNA, 1885 nt
Organism: Oryza sativa Japonica Group (Japanese rice)
Lineage: Eukaryota; Viridiplantae; Streptophyta; Magnoliopsida; Poales; Poaceae
Product: AAA-ATPase ASD, mitochondrial
Molecular function (GO): ATP binding; ATP hydrolysis activity
Source: RefSeq, a predicted model, not a curated record